Messenger RNA from Cryptococcus deneoformans JEC21, 700 nucleotides. RefSeq lists its product as hypothetical. Gene Ontology annotation, cellular component: intracellular membrane-bounded organelle. Bases 106 to 645 code for a protein of 179 amino acids. Gene Ontology annotation, molecular function: peptidyl-prolyl cis-trans isomerase activity. Lineage: Eukaryota; Fungi; Basidiomycota; Tremellomycetes; Tremellales; Cryptococcaceae. The record is from RefSeq and is a predicted model, not a curated record. Gene Ontology annotation, biological process: protein folding; protein peptidyl-prolyl isomerization. The transcript has 9 exons.
GUUUUAUUCACCUCUUUCCAUCGAACGGGAACACUGACUUUCAACCCCAUUUCCCUCUCUGUUCAACUCGGGCCACACCACGACGAUUUCUUUGUAUAAUCGCAAAUGUCCUCAAUCGAUCCUCCAGCAGGCCAUACGAGGCCUAUCGUCUUCUUCGACAUCUCCAUCGGAGACACUCCCGCCGGCCGGAUCAAGAUGGAGUUGUUUGAUGACAUUACCCCCAAGACAGCAGAAAACUUUAGGCAAUUAUGUACAGGCGAGCACCGAAUCAACUCUGUGCCUCAAGGCUAUAAGAAGGCUACUUUCCACAGAGUAAUCCCACAAUUCAUGGUUCAAGGCGGAGACUUUGUCAGAGGGGAUGGUACUGGAUCAUUCUCAAUCUAUGGCGCACAGUUUGAAGAUGAGAACUUCAAGGUGAAGCAUACAGGACCUGGGUUGUUGAGUAUGGCGAAUUCGGGACCGAACACCAAUGGAUGCCAGUUCUUCAUCACUACCGCCCCUGCCGAAUUCCUUGACGGCAAGCACUGCGUCUUUGGCCGAGUCAUUGAUGGUUUAUUGACCGUCAGGAAGAUUGAGAACGUCCCCACUGGCGCUAACAACAGACCGAAAUUGCAAGUCAGGAUAGCAGAGUGCGGGGAGAUGUAAUCGGGUGUUUUUACAAGUUUGAAAAGCUGUUUUCACAGAAAGAUGUACCAGUAGA